This is a messenger RNA of Penicillium vulpinum, 2064 nucleotides long. It is a transcript of the gene gta1, whose product is annotated as glutaminase GtaA. The record is from RefSeq and is a predicted model, not a curated record. Lineage: Eukaryota; Fungi; Ascomycota; Eurotiomycetes; Eurotiales; Aspergillaceae. Gene Ontology annotation, biological process: carbohydrate metabolic process. The transcript has 7 exons. Bases 1 to 2064 code for a protein of 687 amino acids.
AUGCAGCUGUAUUGCCUCGGUCUGCUGGUCGCUUCCUUCGUGUCUUCCAUUGGAGCACAGUCGACCUUCUCCCCUGCCCGUCCCCCGGCUAUACCACUCGCUGUUAGGUCACCGUACCUGAGCACUUGGCUCAACGUAGGAAGUGAUGGUGGGAAUGGCGGGUACUUGGCUGGUCAAUGGCCUGUCUUCUGGCAGAACCAGAUCAAUGGAUGGGCUGGUUUAAUCCGCGUUGACGGGAAUACCUAUACCUGGAUGGGCCUCCCGGGAUCUAAAACCGUCAAUCAGACCGCGUUUGAGUAUACCUCGACUAAGAGCGUCUUCACUAUGCACGUGGAGAAUAAGCUUGAAAUGAAGAUUAGUUUCUUGUCGCCUGUUACACCUACCGAUCUCAAGCGCCAGUCACUUGUUUUCUCCUAUCUCAAUGUCGAGGUCUCUUCCCUUGAUGGCCAGAAUCAUAAUGUGCAGGUCUACGCGGAUAUCUCUGCAGAAUGGGUAUCUGGUGACCGAAGUGCCAUCGCAGAAUGGGAGUAUGGUACCACUGACGGCGUGGCCUACCACAAGGUACACAGACAGUCUCAGCUGGCCUUUUCUCAAAAGAACGAGCAGGCCGAAUGGGGUAACUGGUACUGGGCCACCGAUGACUCAAAAGGCAUGACUUACCAAUCUGGCGUUGAUAACGAUGUCCGUGGUCAGUUCACAAAAAACGGAAAACUCACCAAUGGCCGCGAUACCAACUUCCGGGCUAUCUCCAACAGUUGGCCCGUAUUUGGGUUCUCAUCUGAUCUAGGCCCGGUCGGCUCUUCUCCCGCCAGCGUACUCUACUCACUCGGUCUGACACAAGAUGAAGCCAUUCAAUACGAGGGAAGUUCGGCGUAUGCCCCGGUACCGUCCUUGUGGAAGAGCUAUUUCAAUACAGAGUUGGCCGCUCUUUCAUUUUUCCACAAGGAUUAUAGCGAAUCAAGCAAACUUGCGGGCUCUUUCGAUAGCAGAGUGGCCCAAGACUCAAUUGCCACAGCUGGCCAAGACUACCUCACUCUUACUUCGCUUUCGGUUCGACAGGCAUUUGGUGCCACACAACUUUGUGGUACAAAGGACAAAAUGUAUCUCUUCCUGAAGGAAAUCUCUUCCGAUGGCAACAUGAACACCGUGGAUGUUGUCUUCCCAGCCUACCCGAUUUUCCUGUAUACCAACCCCGAACUCCUGAAGCUCGUUCUCACUCCUCUGUUUGAGAACCAGGAGGCUGGAAAGUACCCAAAUAGCUAUUCCAUGCAUGAUCUAGGCUCAUCUUACCCGAAUGCCACGGGUCACUCCGAUGGCAACGACGAGAAAAUGCCAUUAGAAGAGUGCGGAAAUAUGCUGAUUAUGUCUUUGGCUUACGCGCAGAAGUCGGGUGACUCUGGCUUUUUGAACGACCACUACCAUCUGCUCAAGCAGUGGACCAGUUAUUUGGUUCAGGACUCGCUUUACCCUGCAAAUCAGAUCUCUACGGACGACUUUGCUGGCUCCCUAGCCAAUCAAACCAACCUCGCACUCAAGGGCAUGAUCGGUAUUCAGGCCAUGGCAGUCAUUGCCAAACAGACUGGUCACACCGCCGAUGCUGCUAAUUAUUCGAGCAUUGCCAAAGACUACAUCAACCAGUGGCAGGACCUAGCUAUUGCGAAGGAUGCCAACCCGCCCCGAACAACUUUGUCGUACGGCAACACCGCUAGCCAUGGUCUGCUCUACAACCUCUUUGCCGAUGCCCAGCUGGGCCUGAAUCUUGUUCCACAGUCUGUCUAUCAGAUGCAGAGUAACUUCUAUCUAACUGUUGAUAACAAGUACGGUGUGCCCCUAGACACUCGCCACACAUAUACCAAAGGUGACUGGGAGUGCUUUGCAGCAGCGAUCAGUUCAGUCGACACUCGGGCUAUGUUUAUCAAGGAUCUCGCGACCUGGAUUAACGAGACACCGACUAACCGACCCCUGACUGAUCUGUACGACACUAUUUCGGGAAAUUACCCGCAAAAUACUUUCGUCGCUCGCCCCGUCAUGGGUGGUAGCUUUGCUCCUAUCCUCGUCCGCUAA